This is a messenger RNA of Sesamum indicum (sesame), 1293 nucleotides long. It is a transcript of the gene OS9, whose product is annotated as ER lectin-like protein. Gene Ontology annotation, cellular component: endoplasmic reticulum lumen. The record is from RefSeq and is a predicted model, not a curated record. Lineage: Eukaryota; Viridiplantae; Streptophyta; Magnoliopsida; Lamiales; Pedaliaceae. Gene Ontology annotation, biological process: retrograde protein transport, ER to cytosol; ERAD pathway; endoplasmic reticulum unfolded protein response.
CGAUACCCACUUGGUCUCCUCUGGUCAUCGUCUUCAUUUGGGGCCAAAGAAUAAAAUUAGGGUUGCAGAGGAUUUCAAUUUCCCGAGGAAAGUACCGAAAACAUGAGACAUACAUGGUGGUGGGUGCCCGUACUUUUCGCCGCCGUUCUCUUUUCCGACUUUGUCUUAUCUGAUCAGCUCAUCCCAGCUCAUACAGGCGGUACAUUUGGUCGGAGCUCCCGGGAACCAAAAUUCAAAAUUGAGUUCCAUCCAGAAGACUCACCUUUCCAUCCAGAUGAUGACCAAGAGUCUAUUGUUAUGCCCAACAAAAAUGGAGAAAAGUUUCUCUGUUUUUUGCCUAAAGUGGAGAAAUCGAAGAGUGGAAAAGUUGUUGCUCAACAGAAUAUAAGUAGCAUGAUUGUGGAGUCUGAAACACGUAUGAAAUUGAAGACCCCAGAUGAGCUCCUAGAAGUGCUGAAAGAUCGAUGCUUUAUCAGGCAAGAGGGAUGGUGGUCAUAUGAGUUCUGUUAUCAAAAUCGGUUGCGGCAAAUUCAUUUGGAGGGUGAGAAGGUGGUUCAAGAGUUUAUCUUGGGAGUAUAUGACGCUGAAGCUACAGAGGCUAACAAUCAAAAUCUUUCUGAUUUAUCCACAUUGAAGGAUCCUCGCUCAAAAGAUGCAUCACAAAGGUAUCAUGCUCAUAUCUUUACGAAUGGAACUCUCUGCGAUUUAACAAAUGAACCCCGCCAAACAGAAGUCAGGUUUGUCUGUUCUGAGCCCAGAGCAAUGAUAAGUUCGAUCACAGAGUUGUCAACAUGCAAGUAUGCACUAACAUUUCAGUGCCCGACACUUUGCAAGCACCCAUUGUUCCAUGAAGAAAGACCAGUUUCUCAUACUAUUCACUGCAAUGCUCUUCCCAAGGAAGAACCAAAAGCAGACGCAGAGGCAGCGGCAGAGGCCGACAGUUUUCAAGGGGGAAAGAUAACAAUGGUUACAGACAUCGAGUAUCCCCCUGCUAUCAAUAUAGAGCAUGCAACUUGAAUUUUAGACUAUUUUUUGGAAAAAAAAGUAUUGUCAACACUGCAGAUGGCUGAGGAGUGUUCGUUUCCACACCCAUCGCUGAGCUCGAGCUGUCAGCAGUUAGCGUCUAUGAGUAUGGCCCUUUUGUUUCCAUUUAAUCAUAGAUAAUCAAAUUACUCUGUAAAUUUACAGUAUGUUUUAGAGAAAUACCUUCUAUUCAAAUCAAUAUUAUCUUUAUGUGUAGAGGACUACAAUUCCUUGUGAUGUUCAAAGGAAAGUCUCAUUUUUCCCAUCUGG